CAACCUGCGGAUUCCUGUUAGAGUCUCACACACAGUCUGUAGGAGUAGGUGACCGUCACUGAGACCACUUCAGCUGUUAAAGGGCGGCUUUUGUCAGUGCGCAACGGUUGGAAAUCUUAGUUUUUGGAGAGCAAACAUAUCCGCUUAAGUAAAAUGGCUUCUGUCAGAGGACUUGUUGUUUUAUUAGUGAACUUCGUAUCAAACGGUGUCUUUUGACCGACUUUACCGGAGCGCUCAGAAUAAAGUUUCACAUGGUGCACUUUAUCCUGAAGCAGCACAGCGCGCUACGGGAAUCAGAAAUGAAAGCAGGGCCGACACUAUUUUGCGCUUUUCUCUUUAGAAAGUAUUUCAAAUGGCUUGAUACACGAGUCUUUUCUCGCUUUUGAUCUGCGGCUGCCACAGAUAAGAGCGCGCUCGGACGGACUUUGGUUGCCAUUACGCACAUUUUACAUUUGGAUAAGCGACUGAAACUCCAGGCCAGACACACUUGGGACUCCGGAGAGCACAGCGGGACAACACCAUGACCAGCUGCUGGCUUGCCUUGGUCGGAUUGUGGUGGAGCGCUUAUUACUGCAUGUUCCUGGUCGCGGGGAGUAAUUAUUCACUGGAUGGAAACAGCGAAGUGCACCCGGGUUUCAUCCACCGGCGGCUGCGGACGCACGAGAAGAGAGAGAUGCAGAAAGAGAUCCUGUCCAUCCUCGGGCUGCCGCACAGACCGAGACCGCAUCUGUCGCACGGAAAGUACAACUCCGCUCCUCUGUUCAUGUUGGACUUAUACAACACCAUAUCAAGCGAAGAGAAAAGCCAAGUGGAAGGCAUGCUGGACCGAUAUCAGACUAUGCGUACGACCCAGAGUCCUCCUCUGGCCACAUAUCAAGAAACUGCCUUUCUAAAUGACGCAGAUAUGGUGAUGAGCUUCGUCAAUCUGGUGGAGUACGACAGGGAGCUCUCUCCGCAGCGGCGUCACCACAAGGAGUUUAAGUUCAACCUCUCACAGAUCCCAGAGGGCGAGGCCGUCACCGCAGCCGAGUUUCGUCUCUACAAGGAGUGUGUGAGCCGCGCCUUCCGCAAUGACACCUUCCUACUCAAAGUCUACCAGGUGGUCAAGGAGCACCCUGACAGAGAGGCAGACCUGUUCCUGCUGGAGUCUCGCAGGCUGUGGGCGGCUGAGGAGGGCUGGCUGGAGUUUGACAUCACUGCCACCAGCAACCUGUGGGUAAUGAGCCCGGUUCACAACCUGGGCCUGCAGGUCAGCGUGGAGACCAGCAGCGGGCAGAGCAUUAGCUCCAAGGAGGCGGGGCUCGUGGGGCGCGACGGCGCGCUGGAGAAGCAGCCUUUCAUGGUGGCGUUCUUCAAAGUCAGUGAAGUGCAUAUCCGUACCGCUCGCUCCACUGGCGGGAAACGUCAUCGCCAGCAGAACCGCAACCGAUCCACGCAACCACAGGAAGGAUCCAGAGGCCUCGGCCCAGCAGAUUACAACAGCAGCGAUCAGAAGACGGCGUGCAGAAGACAUGAGCUCUACGUCAGCUUCAGAGAACUGGGAUGGCAGGAUUGGAUCAUUGCUCCUGAAGGCUAUGCAGCCAACUACUGUGACGGAGAGUGCUCCUUCCCCCUUAACGCCCACAUGAACGCCACCAACCACGCCAUCGUACAGACACUGGUUCACCUGAUGAACCCCGAGAACGUACCAAAGCCAUGCUGCGCCCCAACCAAGCUCCACGCCAUCUCAGUGCUCUACUUUGAUGACAACUCCAACGUCAUACUGAAGAAAUACAAGAACAUGGUGGUACGGGCCUGCGGCUGCCACUGACACUGGCGUCAAGGGCUGACAACGCUCGAUCGAAAGUUGGGUUGGCAAACGGCUGUGACCAGUGACUCCUGGGUGAUGACACCAGCUUCCUGACCAAAUCCUCAGCCUACAAGGAAUGAAAAAUCAUUAUCAUGUUUUAUUCCAAUAAUCUUGGACCGUUCAAAACAUCCAUCAAAUAACAUGAACAUUCUUCUUCAUCAAACUAAGAGGGGACCAUUGCAAAAAAAAAUGGCACCGUAUGGGUGUCAUUUAUAGGCAACUUCACCCUCCUCCAGUGUUGAGCCACCAAGUUGUCUGUCGCCUUCUCUAUUAGCUGUGGAGUCUUCACUUCAUGGGUCUGCAACUGAGUGAAUGACUGUGUGUGUGUGUGUGGGGAGGAUGGCGUGUUUAAGUUUGUAUAUUAUGUGUGUGUAUGAACGCCUAAGAGGCUACUGCACCCUCUCCCUCACUGAGAGGGCGAGGGCAAAAAACUGAACUGUUGUGGGACCAGUCCGCACGCUGCUUUCCUUCCCUUCUCCUCUCCGACAAAAACACACGGUGGAUCAGUUCUCCGAAAAAUUACUGAUGAACAACUUCCCCACAGCUCACAAACUCGGGGAGUUGACUCAGUGUUAUCACAGCACUGAAAGCCAACAGUAGUCAACAUCUGGUUUAAAGACAGAAAAUGUGUAUAAAUGGUUUGAGCGAGAUGGGAAAAUACAAACAUAGUUUCCUUUUCAGUGCAAGUUAACUCAAACGAUCUACUACUAAAUGAUACAUUGGAGUCAGUAGAUUCAUAUUUCCUUCCUCUUUCCUAAUGUAUUUUCUUCUCAAGCCAUAUUUGCCCUCCUAAAAUAUAAUAUGGACUGAACCAAAGUGACCGCAGGCUAUUUUAGUAGCGCACUGCUCCAAAUAUCCCCUCCGUGUCAAUAUUUGCUGGGCUCACGCGGAGCUGCGAUUCACCAGGCUGGUUCAACAUGAUGCAUGUUGUGGCUAAACUGAUGUUUUUCUCCAAAGAACCGAAGAAUACAGCCUUAUCCCUCCGACAUACCGCAAAUGGCCAUUUCCAUGUUUCUGCACUCGCAAAGUUAACAAACGCUUCCACCCCUGACAACCCAUCAAGAGAUUGGGGAAAAACAUUUAGCGAGUCAAAAACAGCCGGCAGAACGGUUUCUGCGCCAGCUUUCUGAAAUUAGCCUUUUGCUUUUUCAACCCUGAGGGUAAAAAAUUUCUGUUGAAAUUUGUGUCCAGUGGCAACGUCUUUCCGAUUGAACAUGUUACUGUGAGCUUUGAAUGACAUGGAGGUUUUUUUGUUUUGUUUUGUUUUUUUAGAGAGCAUAUUUUAAUGGAAAACUAAUACCAACGAGAAUCAAAAUACCUUAUGUGCCUAACCAACCAUAAAUUACAAAAUAUACCUCUGGUAAGCUGCUGUUUACAUUUGUGAUCAUGUUUAGACUGUUUUUUGUAAAUACUUGUACAUUCUCAGCUUAUUUAUUGCACCUUUUAUUAAAAAGAAAAAUCACAUACCUUAUUAACAGAGACCGAUGCAAGAACAAAAUGAAAAUACAAACUUAUUUUUGAAAUUUUUUUUAUUAUGAAAUCUCAUGUUACAACUUGCCAUUAUUCACUCUUUUUUUUUGUACAAAAACCAUGGGUAGUCACAACCCAUGACUCACAAGGAAAAAUACUUCUGUCACUGGAGUUCCUUAGACCAUGUGCUAUCCAUAAAAACUUUUACUGACAAAAAAAAAACUGCGUGUCUCUGACUGUUUGUGUACCUGGGUUAGACAAUAAAUGGUGCCCUGCAUCUUGUAGCACAUACUUCACACAUAACCUGGGUCAAAGAGCAUUUGCAGUGUAAAGGGUGAACACGAGGGUGAAGUCACAGAGAAGACAAACUUUUAUUGGCAAGACUGCAAAUGCUUUUAAACCCAGGCCUGUGGCUGGUUGUUUUCUUGGCCUUUGACUGGUGAAUGUGUGGGAUGGUGGUUGAUAUGAUACAGCAGACAAAAGAAGAUUUCAGUUUGAAUGAUUCACCUCACCAGUGAUUAUAAUCGAAGCAGGAAAUUAAAACAAGACAUCAGCGAAAUAUAGUUUAGUAAACAGUGCUACUUUUUCCAGAUCAAACAACCAGAUGACUCCGCUAUCCAUGUGGCUGAAAACAUACCCAUCUAUUCAGUCCAUAGUUUCUUGUUGGUUUCACAGCAUGGUUUUCCACUAUUUGAAAAUACGGACCUCCCAUAUUUGGGAACAGGAAAAGAUAAUUCUACAGACCCAAGACGCAGUUGGUUCAAUCACUACAGUAAGAAUAGGCAGAGGUGAUAUGAUGCCAGCUAAGCCACCUGACCCUGAGCUGCAGUGAACGUGCCAACCAGGAGAACAGAGUUGUGAAUGAAUCAGUGCCACAACCUUAGAAAGAUUCUAAAACAUACACGGCAUGUUUUACCCUCAACACUGGCUCCAAAUGUCCACUCACAUGUUACUGAAUCCUUUGAACGUGAGCCUGGCCUGAGAUAUAGCACAAACACUGAGACUACAAUUGAGGAUAAAAUGAAGAGCCGGGAUUUCAGACCACACCGCAUCUGCUAGAAAACAGUGAAGCAGUAUUCACUGUAGAUGUUCAGUAAUGGAGAUAUGGAGCAACAUGGUCCAGGCCUGAGAUCCUGAAUGCUAGGAGUAGAAGAGCCGGAUGGCGUAUUGAAAUCACAGGAGUCAGAAAAUAGUUAAGAUGCACAACUGAGAUCUUUUUAAACAAGCCCGUUUGAUUAAUGUGGUUCCCAAAAGCUAAAAUCCCUCACCAUGAUAAGAAAACAGUCAUGUCCAUGUGCCAUUAUCAGACUCCUGUGAUAA
Molecule: messenger RNA, 4639 nt
Organism: Larimichthys crocea (large yellow croaker)
Lineage: Eukaryota; Metazoa; Chordata; Actinopteri; Sciaenidae
Gene: bmp6
Product: bone morphogenetic protein 6
Exons: 7
Coding region: 521-1810 (429 amino acids)
Biological process (GO): BMP signaling pathway
Cellular component (GO): extracellular region
Molecular function (GO): growth factor activity; cytokine activity
Source: RefSeq, a predicted model, not a curated record